AGAUUCACUACUGAGACCUCUCGAGUCCUCAUGCUCUGCUGCUGUCCUGUGUGGCAACAUCUUGUCUCCUCAGCUGGGUCAUAUCAAGGUUGGGAUUCAAAAUUUUAGGCUAUUACAGCUUUACUGGAGAUCUAGUAAGAAAACUUGAACCAUGAAUGUGUGUAUUUGAUAGAAAUCAUUUUCUUUAAAGCUGCUCUAAUCAGUAUCUUAUAUUAAAGGAAUAGUUUGACAUUUUGGGAAAUGUGCUUUUUGCUUUCAUUUGCUUUCAUGCUAAGUAUUAGAUGAGAGGAUCGAUGCCACUCAUGUGUCUGUAAAGUAAAUAUGAAGCUACUGUACAGCACCUCUGAAACUCACGAAUUAAUUAUUUAAUUCUUGUUUGUUUAAUCCGUACAAAAACCACAUUGGAAAAACCACAAUUUGUAGUUUUUGGCUGGUAAGUUUUACGCUUUGUUCUUUUUUUUUGUAGCUUCGGACCAGGCUUUUGUAGCUUCGGACCAGGCUUAGCAUGAAAGCUGUUUCCACCUACUUUCAGUCUUUAUGCUAAGCUAAGCUAACCAUCUGCGGAUAGUACUUUUACUGUAUUUGUUCAGUCUUACCCCUCUGAUCAGCUUAUUGUUUACAGACGAAGCCCUGAUAAACCCACUGUAUACUAAAAAUCAGUUAUUGCAGGUUUGAACCUCCAUUAACUGAUUUUUUGCCCACUUGGGAGGCAGCAGAAACAAGCUGUAAACACAACACUGACAUAUUAUCACCUUAGAAACAAGUGAACACAGCAUUGACUUUUAAGUUGUCAUGGCGAACUCGUCAGCAAACAAUUGCUUAUUUACACAUACAGCAGUUACGGAACAACAUUAUCAUUCAUUUGAAGUUCAUUCUAUGUUCACUCUCUUUUAGCUCAGUUUUUGGUCUCUACCGACUCCUGAGGGAAAUAUCUGACUCUUUAGCUGCUAAAUGCUUCGCUAUGUUCACCAGCUAGUCGCUAACUGUGCCAGUGGGUUUUUAGAGCUUUUUCACUGAAAACAGCUGCCUGCUGCGGCCAAAAACAAUGCUAUGAGAGCGCUGAGAGUGAACCAAAACAGUAAAGUUGCAGGUCGGACAGCUAAACAAUGAGCUGAAACUCGCUAUGAAGCUCUGGAAAGCCAAGUGGAGCUGCAGAUUCAGGUGAUUCUAUUAUUCUGUGCAGGUUCAUCACUAUGAGCCCUUUCACAUUGUCAUUUGAUACGUUGUUGAUAUAAAAGUAACAAUUAUAACCGCUUUCAGGUGGUUAGCAAACAUUUAAGCAUUGAUUAGGCUACAGAGCCCCCUCACACGCUGUUGAUUUAGCACUGUAAUGUAUAACUGCACAUUGUGAAUUUCUUUCAUUUCAUUUCUUAGUUCCAAGAAACAAUAAAGCCUCUUUUUUCAGUCAGUCUUGACAUCACUGUCCAACAACUAUAAAGUCCAGAGUGCAAGUCUGUCUAGAAUCCAUGGAUACAAGCAACAGCAGUCCCUUGUCCCCUCAUUUAAAAGGCUUCAGCUUUGAAAAGGAGAAGAAGAGGAGGAUGCAAGGGAGUCCAAACUUCUUACUCCCUGGGAUCUUUGGAAUAAACCGAUGCUUUAAAGCACUGCUGGUGGCAGUACUACUGGAGCUUAGCUGCAGUCAGGACCAGAAAAUGUUUGUCACUAUCCUGUUUGGAGACAGCAGGAUGGAAAUGUUCAACCUCAACUGUAAGCUGAUAAACUUCAUCCAUCAUUUAAAGGAGAGGUGCGGUCUGGGCUUCAAAGAGUGGGUGGACCUGAUGGACAGCAGUGGCAGAGUGAUGAACCUGGAGGGGAAGCAGCGAAGUGUGGCUCUGGCCAGCAGCGUGCUGGUAGAGAGACAACACUAUGUCCUCCUGCGAGUAUGCCGAGAUGAUGAUACUGGAGAUCGGAAAUAUGUGUCUCUCCUAAACAACUUCAGCCAGAGUCAUCCUGAGUUAACAGAGCUGCUGAGGAAACUGUCAAACCCCGAUAAGGAGCGAGACAAAAAGACCAGAGGAGGACGGACACAGAAGAACAGUCCUGCCAAACAAACCAGGAGCAAAAACAUCUGCGCAAAUAACAAGAGCCACCAAAUAAAAUAGUGUCAAUAUGUCAUGAAAGACUUUAAGUCUGAUUGCUGUAGAAAACCUGAAACAACACAAAAACACAUUAAUAGAAUAGCUACAUCCUGUAUCUAUGCAAAUAAUCUGUUAAAUGCAUUGAAUAUAGGACUUCAGCAAAUGUAUGUUUUGUAUUUUAGUAAUCUGUACUACCAACUGAGUUAAGUAACUGUAUAUUAGGAGAUGGUUGAGAUCGUCUUCAAUGAAAUGACUGUGUGAAUGCCAUGAAUACAAGUUUCAUUUUGUUUAUUCUUUUCAUAGCUUCAAUCUCUCAGUUGCACAAAGGACCAGUGGUGGAAGAAGUAUUCAGAACCUUUACUUAAGUAAAGGUACUAGUACAACAAUGCAAAAAUACUCUGUUACAGGUCAAAGUCCUGCAUUCUAAAUCCUACUUAUGUAAAAGUACAAGAUCACCAAACUGUACUUAAAGUAAAAGUACUUGUUCUGGAGUAAAGGUUCCCUUGACUGGCACAUUAUUACAUAUUGCAUAACUGAUGCAUUAAUGAGUAAGCAGCAUUUUACUGCUGUAGCUGCUCGAGGUGGAGCUAGUUUUAACUACUUUUUAUACAGUUAGCUAGUUUAGUCCAGUGGUUCCCAACCUAGGGUUCGGACCCCUCCAAAGGGUCACAAGAUAAAUCUGAGGGGUCAUGAGAUGAUUAAUGGGAGGAAAAAAAAUAGUGAUACACAAAUCUGAAUUUAUAUUUUGGAUUUUUCUAUAAUCUUUGCUUUGUUGUGAAAUACUGGAUACUUUGACUUUUUUGGGCCUCAUACACAGACUGAAAUGAAACCAUGUGAGAAGUUUAGAAGGGAAAUGUCUCUGGUGCAAAUGCUCAUAGAUGAAACACAAGCAUUGCAUGUGUUGUAAAAUAUUAAUCUGAAAAGUAACUAGUACCUAUAACUACAACUGUAACUAUAGCUGUCAAAUAAAUGUAGUGGAGUAAAAAGUACAAUAGUUCCCUCUGAAAUGUAGUGGAGUAAAAGUAAGUUGUAUAAAAUGGAAAUACUCAAGUACAAGUACCUCAGAUUUUUACUUAAGUACAGCUCUUGAGUAAAUGUACUUCCACCACUGCAAACUGCUUCAACCACAAAGGUUUUAAAACAGUCAACCAGUCACCUUCAGACUGCUGUAGAAAUCUCAAAGGCAAUGCUACUGGAAAGAUGAACAUUUCUGUAAUAAAUCACAGCUUUGAGCGUUAUUGAUGAUGUCACAGAGAGAGCCAAUACAAUAAAUCAUCUCCAAUAAUUUCA
Molecule: messenger RNA, 3368 nt
Organism: Siniperca chuatsi (mandarin fish)
Lineage: Eukaryota; Metazoa; Chordata; Actinopteri; Centrarchiformes; Sinipercidae
Exons: 6
Coding region: 1467-2102 (211 amino acids)
Source: RefSeq, a predicted model, not a curated record